UGUCUGAAGCCAAAACUAGUUUUUUUUCUAAAAAUUAUUAUGCUUGAAAAUAACCACCGGCAUAAGAUCGGAAGCAGACGUCUCCGAAGUGUCUUGAUAAUUAGUGUACUUGAUGGAAAAUCUUCCAGACGGCAGUUUUUGGAUCCAUCAGUAUGGUAUGCAGCUCGUCUGGCGUAUUCACGGUCGUGUGCAGUCAUGUCAAUGAUUGGAUUUGUACUUGGAUUAGGCGAUCGACACGGAGAAAACAUUUUGAUCGAUGUCACUGAGGGAUGCGUUGUUCAUGUCGAUUUCAACCUGAUUUUCCAUAAAGGAGAAUAUUUACCAGUUCGAGAGGUCGUACCUUUUCGGCUGACUCGAAACAUGGUGAAUGGUUUUGGACCGACAGGAGUCGAAGGCUCUUUCCGAAGGUCUUGUGAAUCAACCUUGAGAGUGAUGAGAGAAAAUAAAGACACGCUAUUGACUGUAAGUUCGUCUGCACUCCUCUACAUAUGGUUAGUUUCGGCUCUGAUUGAGAGUUCGCCGCAAUCAAGACGUGUAGAAGAAGGGAACCGCCAGGCGCCGCUUCCGCGGACUUCUGGCCCUCAAACGGCAUGUAGCACCAUGUGCGAAAGGACCGGUAGGCCAUGGAGGCGAAAAUGGCGAACUCCGCUCAUAUACCCACCAAAUUAUUGCCUCUGGAACUUUGUGUGUUUGCCUGUUUGA
Molecule: messenger RNA, 702 nt
Organism: Cylicostephanus goldi
Lineage: Eukaryota; Metazoa; Nematoda; Chromadorea; Rhabditida; Strongylidae
Source: the annotation of a GenBank genome assembly